This is a messenger RNA of Rubroshorea leprosula, 3321 nucleotides long. Lineage: Eukaryota; Viridiplantae; Streptophyta; Magnoliopsida; Malvales; Dipterocarpaceae. The record is from the annotation of a GenBank genome assembly.
GGAAAGAGAAUCAUUCUUUCCUUGAGCUUGAAAUUACUGUUCUCAGCUUUGGGUAUGUGAAGGGGAAGGGGUUUCUUAUAUCUUCUUCUUCAAAGCCUUACCCAUAUGUAAGCUUCAAGGUACUUCAUGUGUUGUAUGAUGUUAAUUUGAAACACUGGAAUCUUGUUUAAACAUGGAGGUCUUGUUGAAUUCUGGAUCUAGCUCAAUGACAAGGUCACUGGGGUUCCUGAUUUUUCUUAUUUUGUGGUCAUCUCUAGAAGUUGUGGGUGGGACUGGAACUAACAGUUCUUCCUCUAGCUCUACUUCAUCGAGGCCGAGUGUUGUUAAUAUUGGAGCUCUGUUAACAUUUAAUUCAGUCAUUGGAAGAGCAGCAAGGCCUGCAAUUGAAGCUGCAAUUAAUGACAUUAAUUCUGAUCCAAACAUUCUUAAGGGGACAAAGCUGAAUCUUAUUUUGCAUGACACUAAUUGCAGCGGAUUUCUUGGAACUGUGGAAGCUUUGCAGCUGAUGGAAAAUGACGUAGUUGCUGCAAUUGGUCCACAAUCAUCCGGAAUAGCUCAUGUCAUCUCUCAUGUUGUCAAUGAGCUUCAUGUUCCUCUUCUGUCAUUUGGAGCAACAGACCCCACUCUUUCUGCAUUGCAGUACCCUUAUUUCCUCCGCACAACACAAAGUGACUACUUCCAGAUGUAUGCAAUUGCUGAUUUGGUUGACUUUUAUGAAUGGAGGGAGGUCAUAGCUAUUUUUGUAGAUGAUGAUUAUGGAAGAAGUGGGAUUUCUGUAUUGGGAGAUGCAUUGGCAUUGAAGCGUGCCAAGAUUUCUUUCAAGGCUGGUUUCUCACCUGGAGCCUCCAACAGCACAAUUUAUGAGUUGUUAGUUGGAGUAAACCUGAUGGAAUCACGGGUUUAUGUUGUUCAUGUUAAUCCUGACUCUGGUCUAGAAGUCUUUUCUGUUGCUAAAUCUCUUGGUAUGAUGAGCACUGGCUAUGUUUGGAUUGCUACAGAUUGGCUUCCUUCGCACUUAGAUUCAAUGCAACCAGUUGACCCUGAUACAAUGAAUCUCUUACAAGGGGUUGUUGCUCUUCGUCAUUAUACCCCAGAUAGUUAUCUCAAAAAGAGUUUUAUGUCUAGGUGGAACAACUUAAAAUACAAUGAGACUGCUGGUCCUGAAGGUUUCAAUUCUUAUGCACUCUAUGCUUAUGACUCCAUUUGGUUGGCUGCCCGAGCACUUGAUGUUUUCUUCAAAGAAGGUGGGAAGUUGUCUUUCUCCAAUGACCCAAGUUUACAUGACACAAAUGACAGCACACUGCACUUAGCAUCUCUUCGUGUAUUUGAUGGAGGCCAGCAAUUUCUCCAAACAAUUCUUAGGAUGAACUUCACUGGAGUAAGUGGUCAGAUUCAAUUUGAUUCGGAUAAGAAUUUAGUUCAUCCAGCUUAUGACAUUCUUAAUUUUGGUGGAACUGGGUCACGUAGAAUUGGUUAUUGGUCAAAUUAUUCUCGCCUCUCAACUGUUAUCCCAGAGAUUUUAUAUACAAAACCUCCAAAUACAUCUGCCAGCAAUCAGAAUCUUUAUAGUGUAAUAUGGCCUGGUGAAACUGCAGCAAAACCUAGGGGAUGGGUAUUUCCAGACAAUGGAAAGCCACUGCGAAUUGCGGUGCCUAACAGAGUAGAUUUUAAAGAAUUUGUGCAGAAUGACAAGAAUCCCCCUGGUGUUAAAGGAUACUGUAUCGAUGUCUUUGAAGCUGCAGUGAACUUGCUACCAUAUCCUGUCCCGCACACGUAUAUGUUAUUUGGAAAUGGUGAAAGAAACCCAUCCUAUGAUGAUCUUGUGUAUCAGGUGGCCCAAAAUAAAUAUGAUGCAGCAAUUGGAGAUGUUACGAUUGUUACAAAUAGGACAAAGAUUGUUGAUUUUACUCAACCUUAUGUGGAAUCAGGUCUUGUUGUUGUUGCUCCUGUCAAAGAAGCAAAGUCUAGUCCUUGGGCUUUCCUAAAGCCAUUUACAAAGGAAAUGUGGUUUGUCACUGGUGCAUUCUUUCUUUUUGUGGGAGCUGUAGUGUGGAUUCUUGAGCAUCGCAUCAAUCAUGAAUUUCGUGGCCCUCCACGGCAACAACUGAUUACAAUCUUUUGGUUUAGCUUCUCGACAAUGUUUUUUUCACACAGAGAAAACACGGUGAGCACUUUGGGAAGGUUGGUGCUGAUCAUAUGGCUAUUUGUAGUUCUGAUAAUCAACUCAAGCUACACAGCUAGUUUGACAUCAAUCCUCACAGUACAGCAACUGACAUCAGGGAUUCAAGGGAUUGAUAGCUUGAUUUCAAGCACUGAUCCAAUUGGCGUUCAAGAUGGGUCAUUUGCAUGGAAGUAUCUGAUCAAUGAGCUCAACAUAGCUGAAUCUAGGCUUGUUACUCUGAAAAACCGGGAAGAGUACUUCAUUUACCUUCAAAAGGGACCAAAGGCUGGUGGGGUAGCUGCCAUUGUUGACGAGCUUGCUUACAUUGAACUCUUUUUGUCCAGCACCAAUUGUCAAUUCAGGACCGUAGGACAAGAAUUCACAAAAACCGGUUGGGGAUUUGCUUUUCAGCGGGACUCCCCUCUUGCAGUUGACUUAUCAACUGCCAUCCUUCAACUUUCAGAGAAUGGUGAGCUCCAAAAGAUCCAUGACAAAUGGCUGACUGUCAAUCAGUGCUCCCUGCAACUCAAUCCAGUUGAUGAAGACCAACUCUCUCUGAAGAGCUUUUGGGGCCUGUUCCUUAUUUGUGGCAUUGCCUGCGUCCUGGCUCUUACUGUGUUCUGCUGUAGAGUCCUUUGUCAGUACCGCAGAUUUAGCCCAGAAGAUGAAGACGGUGAGGCCGAGGAGAUUGAACCUGCCAAGUCUAGGGGCAGCAUUCGCUCAACUAGCUUCAAGGACUUGAUGGGUUUUGUAGAUAGGAAAGAAGCUGAGGUAAAGGACAGGAUUAAAAGAAAGCACAGUAAUAGCAAACAACAGGGUAGCCACAGCUCAGAUGGGCAGGCAAGUUAACAUGCUUAGAUCUCUUAAAUGUCCUUUCUUUUUUAUAUAUAUAUAAAACUCCCCAGAACUCUAUGCAUAUGCUUCUCCUUUCAUUCAAUCCCAAAAGAUGUGUAGAUAAAUUUGAUUUUCAAUAUUCACUCAAAUUUUUGUAGAAAAGGAGAAAGGGAAAAAAAACCAUGGUCAAUCAUGAACAAGUUUGUUGUACCAUAGAAUGAAAUUGUACCAGUUUGAAGGAAUUGAGCUUUCAAGUUGUAGAUGGUUUCUUGUGUAUUGAAUCUAGAUUGUUUUCUAAGUUCUUUUAUGGGAAAGGAUUUUCAUUU